Messenger RNA from Spirometra erinaceieuropaei, 9892 nucleotides. The record is from the annotation of a GenBank genome assembly. NCBI's taxonomy places the organism in Eukaryota, Metazoa, Platyhelminthes, Cestoda, Diphyllobothriidea, Diphyllobothriidae.
AUGGAUGCUGCGUCGGACUCGGUCUCCGACUGCCGGUAUAUAUGGUACCACCUUACCCUAAAAUCACCAGUCAUCCAACGGUUGUUGUCGUACCGUCGUUUACAACAGCAUCAGACUGCGUGAAUGCUGAGCACGGAGUCGUGUUUGGCGCUCGUCUGCUGUUCCUCGCUGGCGCCAUUCGGCCACUCCCAGCUGGCUAUGUUCAUCCUGUUGUGAACGAAGCAGGCCAGAAGCUGCAGAACGCGGUCGCCGCGACCGCAACCGGGCUUCCGAUAGCCGAGCUGCACAAUACUGAGCUGACAUUGGGCGACAGCCCCAUUAUGUGGGUUGUGCGGGGGGUGGUGUCUGGUGUUAAUUGCAUCCGGUCCUCACCCCCGAGAAUCCCCGAGGCAGCGGUGACGGCCCUAUUAUGUGGGCUGUGGGACGAUUUUAAGUGGCGUCCAAGUGUUGCGUGCUUUUUUUGCCCCAGGAGUGGUUUGCUCUGGAGGCCCAGAGAGGGUGGAGGUCCUACUCAAGUGCCUGCAGGGUGGGUGGUGGGGUGAGCGCGGCUGUCGGGCUGAGCACGUGUGGUUGAGCGAAUGUCGGUCAAGUGGCCACAGUCUGGGCGCACAUGUGUCCGCGCGCGAUGUAGGUCAAGUGGCCGCAGCAGGUGGCGUUGUUAUGCCGGAAAAAAUCCGGUUUUUGACCCAUCAGAGGCAUACCAUCGGCAUAAUUGCACAACUGAACAGCCAAAAACCCGGCCCUAGGCGCGGGGCGGGUUGUGUCCAAAUUUCAGCGCAAUCGGUGCAGUACUUUCGGAGAUUAGAUAUAACACAGAAAAAAAAACCUUCCAUUUUUAUAUAUAUAGAUUGUAUCGUUCCCGAAAACACACUCUCUGCAUUCUUGCAACAAAGAUGUGAUUGUAAAACAAUGGUAGUAAUUCAUUGAACCAUUGCCAAAUACGCUGCUAUAAGAUAACAGAAUGGAAGUACGUGCCCAAAUGUAUAAGGCCUUUAUUAAAUCUACAAAUAUUCUCGAUAAACACGAGGGCCAAAUUGGGUUUACAGCAUUCCCAAGCUUCGAUUAUAAUCAAAACUUAACGCUUAGACCACGACGUGAUCAUUUUCAUUUGAAAAGUCUCGUCGGCACUGGACUCGAUUAGUGUUCAAUGUUUCUUGAAAAUGUUUCUUGAAAAUAAUUAACAUAUACUUCCCUUCUGGGGAGGCCUCCGUGGGAAAAUACACCUUAUUGAGGCGUUAUAGCUGAAAAAGACCAGGCUUUAGCACUUUCAGGGCGUUGCAAGUUCUUAAAGUCCCAAAUCAUUUCGUAUUCAGAUUUUCUGAAAAUAGUUCCAUGUUUUGCUUCCUAACGCCAUGAAAAGACGAUAACUGGAUCAACACAAGCCACGGUAUCAACCACUGUCCCACGAGGCUGACACACUCGUGAUUGGCGCGUGGAUUCGUUUAUACUGGGACAGACUUUCGAAGCAUCUCCUUCACUCCCUCCACCCUGCUCCCCCGCCUAUAAUUCCAACUCAAAGUUAACGCUAUCGGAAGUUGAUGCGGACUCAGUGGCUGAUAAAAGCAACCGUCUAAGCAGGCCUCAUACAAAGUUGACCCUGACUCCACAUACGCUGGACUGCGUUGAGGGGGUAACUCGGACUCCAAGGAAGCGGAAGUGCCAUACAGUCUGUACCGAGGAACCAUUGAGACCUGACCCUCAGUCCUCGAUGGGGUCGAGUUCGUCCGUAAAUAGGUGGUCCUCGAAGGCAUGAUUCGUAGCGCGCCGUUGUAAUUUCAAAGCGCUUUCAUUUGUUUAUGAAUGGGGCAGAAUCAGUACUGGGCUGACCAAACUUUCUCAUCCAAUCAUGAGUGUUCCAUCAUAGAAUGAAUUAAAAUAACCCAAAAGACUUCCUGGAAUAGGGUUCCUCUUUUGGCCAUAUGCCCCUUACCUCAAAAGGAAGAUAGAUCUCUAUGACUGACUAAAUAAACGUACCGACCGUCUACACUUGCUGGUUUGCAUCUGCAAUUUCAUUGUGAGAGAGGACGUCAAGAUGGUACAUUCACCUGCGCUAUCUAAGUAUAUGUUCUACUGGAGUAAAGUCGAAGUGACUCUAGGCGACCCGGUCUGAUUGUAGGCCAGGCGCCCCUUUUUGCCGUGGGAGCAAAGGAUUUAAGGCUCACAGGUCGUCGCGUGGCGACAAACAACCGGUAUUCAAUAGGUUCGAGGCAAUAACAGGGGAUGGGAUAACCUCUAUGGCACCGUCGCUCACUUGUUAUCCGAAGCGUCCCUUUGUUGGUUUUGUGAAAGCCUGGUCCAUCGUGCGCAGACUAGGUGGGUGUAUAUGUGCCUCGUGUAGACUGGCCGUUUAAUUGUGUUAGCCGCUGUGUCCAAACUCGCCCCAGGUUUUCUUGACUCUGUCUUAACACCGGGCUCAGGUGCGUGAGGGGGAGCAGAACAGCCAACGCUCUAACCGCUUGAGCUACGUGUCCCAGCCGGACGACGCGAGUUUAAUCACAUUUGUGUCCAGUAACCCGCCCAACCUACUGUAACGUCUGGAAUCCACCAAAUAUGACACAGUAAGGUGACUGCUCAAGCGGGUUCAUAGAGUUUUAUAGAAGACUCUAAGCACUGGAGAGCAUUAGAAACAUCUGUGUUGCUUACGAGGAAGUUUCUAUCGCUGAAAGAACAGCUCAGAGAUGGUUCGUAGUUUCAAAGAAGGCGAUUUCGGUAUGACGGCGCUCCGCAUUUUCGGUGCAGGUCAGUCUUCGAUGAGGAUAGCAUUAAUGCUCUAAUCCACACAGAUCCCCUCUAAAUAAUUCAGGAUUUUGCUGGACAGAUGAAAUGCGGAAAAUCAGCAAUAGCUCGACAUCUGCAAUCGAUCCAAAAGCUUGGUUUUAGUGUGGACAACAAGAUUUAGCGUGCAAAUGUUUUGCGCUUCAUUAUUGACCAACAAUGACUCGUCAGUCAGCAACGGGCACUAUUUUUGAAGCUUAUCCUUACUGACGAUGAAAAGUAAUGCUUAUGUGAGAAUAUAAAAGAAAGAAAAGAAUGGCUCAGCCCAAAAGCAAGCAACACCUCAAACCAACUCUUAUCUUAAUCCUCGUAAGAUGUGAUUGGUGGGAUAUGGAUUUGAAAGGAACCAAAUCAUUAAUGCAGAGUUUUACUUUUAACAGCAUUGCCGUUUAGAUUAAACAAUUCAACAAAAAAGCCCAAAUGGUCGAAAUGGUGUCAUUGUGUAGGAUGAUCACGCCAAGCCUCACGUCAUAAAAAUUGCCAAAAUUUCAUUGACGAGCUUGGUUGGGAGAUGCUUUUACAUCCGUCAUAUAUUCGGGCCCUUACUCCACCAGAUUACCAUCAUUGGUUACUCGAAGACAAUGUAAUCGGAGUUUCCUUCAAUAACUACGGUGAACUUUACAAUUGGACCGACUAUUUUUGCGUCAAAACCCGCGGAUUCACUCAAGCCCAGUACUGAAAAAACUGCCUGAACUUUGGAAGCAGAUUGUGAACGACGAAAGGAAAUAAAUAAUUGAAUAAUUCCGUGAAGGGUCUCUAAGAAUAGGAUAAUAUUUUGUAUAAUUGAAAAGCGCCUGAGCUCCUGGGCCAACCCAAUAGUAGGCUUACGAUAUGCUAGAUAAUGAAUGCUCGCCUAGUUUUCAUAUGCAGAACGCGAGUGAAGCGGUGUGGAUAGGUAAUUAUACAUGUAGUGGCAUGGUACGCCGCGCUGUUGAAGGGAGCAAAGCGAUUGGGAGCACUUGGUGUAAAGGUCCAAGUCAAAGAAACGUUAAUUAAUAGAAUAAGAGUUUGUAUAGCAUGGAGGAUGUGACUAAAUCGGGUACUGAGCUUAUAAGACACGUCAGACAAGCGAGACCUAUAUGAAUAGGUGAGAGACAGGAAUUGACUGUCACUGAGUGAUAUUAUGGUGAAAUGGAUGGAUAGGGAUAAUGUUAUCGUAACCGACCAGUGGAAAGCAUAGACCUGCCUGCCUGCCAUCAAAGGGCGAUAAUCACCACACUGUAAACCAUUCGGGGCAUUUUGUUAACUCCACGACUGGAAGAUACACGAACGCGUUCUUGCGUUGAUAGAAGCUCAAACUACGUGAGAGUGGGUCAGUAUCCGGCAGAGCAGUUUGGGAACACGUGGACGAAGUGUAGUAUCGGUUGUGGUUCUGCGUGAAAACACAUAACUUGGCGGUGGCCCAGGAAGCUGUCCCCGCGCACAUAGCUGUGCUUCGUCCAGUUGAAACGACUUCAUCUUCGGAAGUCUACCGAUUGAGGCCACGGCAAGUAAUGCAACUUGAGUAGGCCAACAAAUGUUAGAAGGAACCUCGAGGAAAAUCACCCGUACUGAACCCUGUAAUGUUCUAUAUCUAUGCGUAUAUCGAUAAACGUUUCGUAUUUAUUUGGUUACGUAAGUAGUGAGCUGUCAUUAAAAUACUGAGUAAUUUCUCCAUAACUUCAAUAAGGACGUCAAGUGCGAUACCUAGUCAGAUUUCUCCAAAGCAGAACCACUAUACGCGUGUUGGAGACAAAGCCGACGUACAGGAGCAGCGGGUAGGAACUCUGCCGUGGCUGACUUUUCAUAAUAAGAGGUCUGCAUUGGUUUAUAGGUUAACAAACUACCUAUUGCAGAAUGGCAGGAAACCGCCGUUAAGUGUAGAAAAAUGAAUGUAAUGAAUUAUCAGUAAGUAAGUGUACAAUAGGCAAUGAUGUUUGCGCCUAAGUAUGGCGGUUAUAAAUCAUGACGUCGAUACGUCAUGCAAUUGAGCAGGUAUUAGAACUUGCUGAAAGCCCGUAGGCAUAAGCGAGUACGCACGGUGGUUCCCUGUGCCCGCAAAUUGGCAAACGCAGGCGGCCACCGGUUUGAAAUGGUAGAAAGGGAUGUCGUCAGUGUUGGUCUACUGAACGGGUCCCACUGUUCCGCUUAAUGACUGCUAGAUGUAAAAUGCGAAUGCAUUUGUGAAAGGCAGAAGAGCGGACUGUGGGACAUUACGCCAAAUCGGCAGUAGUUGGACAGACUGUCGUGUGUCACUGAUUGAUAGUAUGAAAAGGAGAAAACUCAGGAAGAUAUCAUCUUAAGCCCGGCCAACUUAAAGGCAGAACGGAUAACACUUGAGGCGUGGAACUCAGGUGCCAACUCCAUCAAUAGGGUACGCUUGGACCUCCCUGCAGCUUACAAAGUCCUGCGUCAUUAUGUCCACAAAGCUCAGAACUAGAUGAGCAUACAGAAAUUAAGGCCGCGAAGACACAGUCAGACGACGAGUUCACUCAAAGAGGCAGAAAAAGGGUCGUCAGACCGACCAACCCCAACCGAGUCUCAAUCACCCCCCACAAGGCUUACAGCUUAAAAAAAACCCUUCAAACAUCCCUCGAAGGGCGGGGGCAGCAAGAAAAGAGAAAUUGAUCAGCUUGGGGCCGACCAGCGCGGCAUGCCACUUCUUCUUCUUCUGUUGGAUUAAGGGCCUUUUACGCAAGGCUGUGCCGAUCAAGCUCUUCGAAGCAUCAGAGUCAUAAUAAACCUGGUCCUCUGAGCCCAUCUUAUUAGAUAACUCACCGUCGCCAAGUGGGGUUGGGCAAUUUUAGAUUUAAGUGAGCAAUUCGAAUAUACAAAGUCGAACAUAGUGCCCCCUACAUUCAGCACAGUGAAAAAUUACAUAACCACAUGGAAAUAGAGAUUGCGACGCUGUGGAAAACAGGUUGCCGAGGUUGACUGUGUGAACGGCUACCGGGUUUAAGACAGGCGGAAGACUAUAACGGAAGGUGACAAAACAAAGCAGAAAGCCUAGACAAAUAUGCGUUCGGCAACCGACCCUUGCGCUAAAAACGACACGAUUCAGUGUCGUCGACUCAACAUUAUUGAUCAGAGUAAGUCGUGUGAAAGUGGAGUGGCUUCAGGUAAACGGAAAGGGCAUGAAUGAUGAAACAAGGCCAUUUGAUGACUGACGAAAUCAGACAGCCAUCUCAUUGGCAUGAACCACACUGUUGUGAGCGUUUAUUCAGGGGACUUUCUGUGUGACACUCGAAACGAACACCCAUGGGGAUUUUCGUUCAUUUUAAAAUGCGUUGUUCAAUAAACCAAUUGUGACUGAAAAAAACAUAAUUUUAUGUGGCAAAUUGCGAUUAUUAUUCAUCAUCCAUUCUUAAAAAUAUCUGACAACAUUUUGGCACCAGGAUUGUACUUUAUUCUAUUGCUUGAAAACUACUGUAAUCUCGGGAAAAAAACCAUCCGAAUAAACGAUGAAGAAAAGGUUGGUUAAGAAAAUAACAAAAUCAAGGUUGAUCAUUCUCUCUCUCUCUCUCUCUCUCCGUGGAAUCGUUGCAGUUUUUUGUUCAUCGCUGGGUGGCAAACUCCAAGCACCAAUAGGAGAGCAUCAUGCAGGUCGACUCAGUUCUCAUCAGAAAGUGCCAAUUUGCUGGGCGUUAGAUUACUUAUCUCACUGUCAUGACUGGUUAUUUAAAAAAAAUCCUGCUUCACAAUGGAAUCGUGGAGGGGUCGAUGCGAUGCAAAAUGCAGUCCACGAAACAACAAAUUACUGCAGUUGGUGACCUAACUCGUAAAAGGUUUCGGACUUAACGAGUGAUUGCUAAUCACUCACAAACCGACGCCAGUGCGCGGACGCAAUGUGCAUGUUAAUAAAUAAAAACUUCAAGGGAAUUAAAAACAUAAAGGAAAUAUUACGGGUAAUCCCGCAUAGUUUAGAGAAAUCGAGUUUUUUUUCGAAAAGCGGAAACUCCCGAAAACGUCAAAAACGGUUGUAAUUGCUUAAACUUCAGUUAUAUACGUUCAGAAAGUCCGUCCAUGCAAAACAUUGACUCAGUAUGACAGAAUAAAUGGAAUAACCUCCGGAAAUUAUAUUUUAUUGAUGUUUACAUUUAAAUAGCCUCUGAGAAUUCGCGUAAUUCCAGGUCGGGCGAGUUGUCAGCAGCCUAUAUUCUGAGUGUAGAUUCCAAAACGCUUUCCCGAGGAUUCGUCGUAUUCUCUAUUAUUUUGAAUUAACUGAGAUGGGGUUCAAUAAGGCAAAUGCGACUUUGCUUGAUUUCGCCGAUAAGGACGUCAUGGGAACAAAAGUUUUAUAAAGGCGCAUGUUUCCAGACCGGUCAGUGAUCAAUAAGUUUAAUUAGAAUCAACAGGUGUAAUCGUAAAUAUACUGUUCUGUGCAUAUAACGCGAAAUUUUCUUCAUGAAGUUUCUUCGCACUUUUAUUUGUUCUGGAUUACGCUGAGUUUUAGAUCGACCAUAAAAUGCCGAUGAAUAACUAAUGGUUUUCAGUGUUUUCAAUCGAAUGUCCAUAACGCCAGAUCCUAUAUUAUGUGUUUGUUUAAACCUCUGAUAUAUUAAACCUCUUGGAGGCAUCUACCGAAGUAGCGAGUGCUUAGGCAUUUUUAAUGUAGAAUGUCGUCUAGGUCACAUUUGAGGCCUCCCCUAGACACGAAACCUUAUAGUCGAAUAAAAUGAACGCCCACAAAAAAAGUCAGUUUACAUUAUGCCCUACAUCAAUUAGAAAAAUUUCUCUAACAGGCAACCUUUUUAAAGAGUGCUUUAAUACUGCUUUCCGUGGACGGAUGUCUGCGUAUUUUAAUUUUCUACAUGGUGAGACCAGGAAAAAAGUCGAUACUUUUGACCGCUUCUUUGAAGUGUCUAAAACGUGCUGAUAUUUUUCUACCACAAACGUAAGAAAAUGCCUUUCUAUUUUUAGUACGGUCAUUUUUUCUGUCUUUGCUCACUUUUGGGCUGUGUUCUACGGUUAUCAAUGCACGACAGAGUGGCCAGAUAAAUACUGGUAUUUUGCUGUAACUGCUUGUGCUUUGCUUUUCCCAUUUCCACACGCGGAAACUAGACAUCAUGAUAAGAAAUAUUUUACAUGUUCAAAACCUAAACUGAUCACUCGAUCGUAGCCAUUUCUUGGACAGCGCAUAUAAUUUUCCUAAUUUCAAAACGAUUUCGGUUCGUUUAGAGGAAGGAUUGCCCAUCUGCGGUAUUAGUGGACUUUAAAGCACGAAGUCACACGGGUUUGCUAAUCGAACAUUUGGCGAUUGAUAAGACUCUUGGUUUUAACAGAACCCUCGAGGGUAGCUUAGUCUCCUCUCAAGAAAAAACACGCUCACAUAUGAAACCUAAGCCUAGGACAGGUAUGGUGCAGGAAAGUGGCCGAACACAUCGCAAUAUGUAAUUUCGUUCACGUCUAUGAAAAUUUCGCAUGAUGAAAUUACGUGGACACAUUCUGUGCAGAAAGGAAAUUUUUUCUGUUGAGGAUUGUCCGACUUGUGGCCUAACGGGCGGUUUCGAACAAAGACCAAAGUACCUUUUGCGCGAAAAUGAUGAAAUGAAAGUUGUCUUGAUUUACUGACGCCACAUCGGCAGACACACUCGUAGAUCCGCACAGGACGUUGACAAAAUGGACAAGACUUGGCUAGAUUCUGGAACACCGACAAGAGCCAAAAGCCGGUUUGCGUACAAUGCACUAUGAAUAAACUGUUGGAAACUAUACACAGAUAACAAAGAAAAUGAGAAAGAUUAAAUACUGCAUACUGCCGUGUAGGAGACGUUAACCCCAACGGCGCAACAGAAGUCGGAUAGGCCUCCGUCUCACUUGCUGACGCAAAAUCUGCACAAAGUUUCUAGCCUUCGACGUCAUUCUGGAUAUUUCAGGCACCGAAAAUAUCGUCGUCCUCCAUAAACGCCAUUGUUUAAGAUUCCAACGUUUAACUGUGAUUAAAGCCUUGUGUUAGGAGGCUCUGCAGCUUGUUUAAAAAGCACAACGUGUAAAUAUAAUCGGACUGCUAUUUCAAAAGGACACACCGGAGCAACUCGGGGAUAGGACAUUGCUUGAGGAUGAACCCAACGCAGUUGGCGCAGAAGCCGCAGGUCUGGGGAGAUUUGGCGAUUACCGCAAUUUGGAGCUGCAUAGGGGUCCCCUAACAACAUGUUGCCCACGUGAGUAGGAGUGAAAGCAAUUUUGUAAAUUUUCAAUCCAAAGACGUAAAUGGCCAACGCAGCGUAGAGUCCCACCGUGACGAAAAUUAGAACGGGGACCUGGAGGUGUCUUAGGCAAGUCAUUCCCAGUCAGUUCAUUUGCGGGAGCACUUUAAAUGAGCUGGCGCCCGUAGAAUCACACGAAGAGCUGACAGCGAAAUGAAGCUAGUUGCGUGUGUCCAAUCAAGAGUCUACGCUUGCCAACCAUCUGAUUGGUUGAAAAUACAAACAAACCAAUGUAUGUUUGACCAGCGGCAUUUGAACUCACCUCAGCUGAUUGUCAUUCGCUCCGGAUCUGGUGCAAGUGGUCUCGUGACAGAAAUUGUCACAUUGCUGUAAGCUCUCUGAGGUCGAUGGCCUUAUAAUUCGGCUUUCCUGCCCAUUAUUUUAACUUUACUUUUCUUCUAGAUUCCCUACAGAUGUAGGGAUCCAGAAAUUGAAAUUAAAAAGCAGGUCUUUAACUAUCACUCGUUAAAUCUUAAAUGGUAUACUUGUAAACUGUGCACUUUUUGAGUGGCGGAACACUAAGAUCUCAAGAAGUCAACGUUCAAAAACAACGCGCAUUUAAAACCGAUUUUAUUGGACGGGUGGAGACACUGAAAAAUCUUAAAUAGUCCGCAAAUAGACGGUGACUGUUUCGGAUUGUUGCCACCGAUCACCCAGGUCAAGGGAAGUUACGUUUUUUCUUUUCAAAAUACAGAAUAUCGGUUCCAGGUCGCGGAAAAUGCACACAACAGCAUCCUGAUUUGAUGUCGAAAGCGGAGGAAAUAAUCGAGACUAUAAAGUCGGAGAAGAUGGUGAAAAACUGCCAAGCAAAGGGGCUGUUUUUUGGUCUGGCGAAAUGUCAAUGCGGACUCAAAUGCGUAAGCAAGUAUUGUGGCUGCACACCCAUUUAUAUAUGUUCCUAGGCGGCCGAUGUCGUAGGAGGCAACUUCAUAUAA